Molecule: messenger RNA, 909 nt
Organism: Funneliformis caledonium
Lineage: Eukaryota; Fungi; Glomeromycota; Glomeromycetes; Glomerales; Glomeraceae
Source: the annotation of a GenBank genome assembly
AUGUCACUCGGCUCUUUAUUAAACUUUGACAAACUGUUCAAAUUCGAAAAUGCAAGGAAAGUAUCGGUUAGUUCAUCAAAUAAAGGUCGAGCUCGUUCGUCAAGUACGUCUGGAGGGUCUGGCGGAAAAACUGUUGCAACGCCUCCUGUUCUAGGUGGUUUAUUUGCGAGUGGUAUGCCAAAAUUGAAGAGUCGUGGUGGCAUUGAUACUGGAAGAGAUAAUAAUAAUCUUGCAGCACCACCUCCUUUACCCGGUGGCCGUCCAAGAGCCCCAAGUGAUGGAAAACAAGUAUCUGUCGCAGUACCUACAGUACCGCAAUCAAAAGGUGAAGCCCAGCUUCCAUUUAGAAACACGAUACAAAAAAGCAUUGGUAAAACUAUAAAUUCAGAAACAACAUCACCUUCUCUGCCAAAUCGAACACCACCAUUGCCUACACGCGCAAAAACGAAUGCGGUACCACCACAAUUACCAAAUCGUACACCAACAUCCAAUUCAACUUCUUCGCUUCCGCCUUUACCUUCACGGAACACAAAAAGUGCUACGCCUCCAUUACCCUCUGUAAAAAAAGUACCACCACCAACACCGAAUAAACCAUCAUCACUUGCAAGUAAUAAAUCGGCACCACCACGACCCGUGUCUACCAUGCAACAAUCACAAUCGCCUUCACUUCAACCACCUCAUCCACCUCGUGCUCGUUCUCCUGGAUUUGUUAAAUCUAUACCAUCACAAAAAGAACCACCAACUACAGAAGGACGGUGGACAUUUCAUUCUUCGUCUGAAUUUCCAACCCCGCGGCCUUUUAUAAAAUUAAUUAGAGAAUAUCCUUCUGGAGCUUCAACGAUUUCGCUGGAUUUGUCAUCUUUGACGCUACAAGGUACUCCACAACGUGCGCCGCCCCCUCCACCAUUG